AUGUCGCUGCUACAGGGAUACGCGCCUAGGGUACCACCGCAUUUUCCCUCACUUCACUGGAGCGCUUCUAUGCCAGAAGAGGGGCAGACAUCACUACAGGAUCAGCUCCGUUUGGCAAAAGAAAUGGGAUUUCCGGAUGACGUUAUUAUGAAGGCGCUCAAGGCCAAUUCUACUGUUCCUGAUGUCUACACAGCAUUCGAAAACACAAAUACGAUGCUUGACUGUUUACACCAGGUGCAGCGAGACCUGAAAAACCAAAAAUUAUCCCUGUCCGUCUAUGGGGAAUCCAGGCAUGGGGAUAACACUUCAAAAAUGUUAGCCCCAAGGAGCGCUUCUGUUUCGCGAGCGGCUAGCUUAAAUUUAGGAUCUACUGGAUCGAGAGGGUCCCGCUCCGAUUCUCACGAUAUCAACCGGCUAAUCAGCACCCUUGACAAGGAGCAAGAACGUACUCGAAAAGAGGUCGAAAGCCACAUUGCAAGAUUAAAGGAGCGAAUCCGCUCCCUUGAAUAUGAUCUACAAGAAGAAAAAACGGAACGCGAACGGGCUGAGGAAAAAGAACGGCAAAUGGUGAAUAGACUAAAGGAUGAGGAAGACAAUCUGAAAUCCGAACAAGAGGAGAACAGGAAACUCCAUAGGGAGCUCAGCCAAAAUAAGCUGGAUGUCGAUAAACUGACCCUGGAGAAGCUGCAGAUACAAAAGCAACUUUCCGACCAACGGGAAUUAUCGGAGCACCGUAAAAAGGGACAUGAGGAGGAGCUGAAAGAGAAGCAGAGGGAAUUGGAUUCGUUGAAGUCGAGCUUGGCGACAAACUCGGUUGCGGCGAGCCGGAUUGAAGAGUUGCAGGCCGAGAAUAGACGGUUGAAGAGCGAGCUUUCCUCCCAAACGGCCACUUAUGAAAGUCUGGCCAAAGAGCAUUCCGAGGCACAAUCAUUACUCCAUACGGUCAAUCAACGCUUCAACUCCGCCGAGCAGCAGCUGAUCAAGUGUUGUGUGUGUUUGGAGCAAAAGCCCGAAAUAGUGUUCUUCCCCUGCCUCCACGUGUGUGUAUGCGACGGGUGCUUCACACGGGAGCCAAUGUCAAAAUGCCCGACUUGCAGGGCCCGCCUUGUCGGCCAUUCUAAAGUAUUCCUUGGAAGC
This is a messenger RNA of Mesorhabditis spiculigera, 1137 nucleotides long. The record is from the annotation of a GenBank genome assembly. Lineage: Eukaryota; Metazoa; Nematoda; Chromadorea; Rhabditida; Rhabditidae.